Molecule: messenger RNA, 1263 nt
Organism: Opisthorchis viverrini
Lineage: Eukaryota; Metazoa; Platyhelminthes; Trematoda; Opisthorchiida; Opisthorchiidae
Exons: 1
Coding region: 1-1263 (420 amino acids)
Cellular component (GO): membrane
Molecular function (GO): UDP-glycosyltransferase activity; hexosyltransferase activity
Source: RefSeq, a predicted model, not a curated record
AUGGGCGUAAUACAUCAGCUGUCUAGUAGUCUGUGUGCUUCAAAGUUGGCACUUUCGCUAUUUGUGCUCAGUCUGUUUUUCCAGCUCAUAGUCUUGCUGAUCCAUGUUUUCCCUCAAAGAUCAGUAUCGUCUGAUUUUACUGAGAUUCCCUUCAUCUACUUCUCGCGUUCCCGUAUCAAUUCUUCGGCAAUCUCCAGCCUGCUCGAGCCAUCGCCUGCUUUCACUUACUUUCUGUCAUCCGGUCAGUCUAACCAAUCUCUGAAGCCUAAUUCGCCACCUGCUAAGGUGCAUGCUCGUUUGUUUGUGGAUCCAAUAGAAUCCACCGGUUCAGAAGAGUUGAAGUUCCCUUUGGACAUUGACAUGCCCGAAGUAGUCCGACGUGGGCUUCACAACCUACCCGUCAGUCACAAACCAAUCAAUGAUCCCCAAUUCAAAGUGCUGAUUUCUAACAAGAACAAAUGCAUGGAUGUUGAAACUAUGUACGGAGGCCCUGUUGAAUUACUAAUUCUCAUAAAAUCGGCCCCUGAUCAUUUUAUUCAGCGUGAUACAAUUCGGCUCACGUGGGGGAAGGAACAUUGUUGGGGAGGACGUCGAGUUGUCCGACUCUUUCUGCUUGGAACCGUGUCCACGACAAAUCGGACUCUAUCAGGUCGCCUCACAACUGAAGCUGCAUUUUACAGUGACAUAAUUCAACAGGAUUUUUAUGACCACUACUACAAUAACACAUACAAAAUUAUGUUUGGUAUUGACUGGGCGGUUCAAUUUUGUUCCAACGCAUCUUUAUUGAUGUUCGUGGAUGAUGACUUUUUUGUCUAUCCGCAAAACGUGGUCGCCUACAUGGAGGGACUGAGUGAGGGACUUCUCCAACGAUUAAUCGCUGGCUACGUAUGGCGCAACGCGAGACCUUUUCGAGCCUCUAAAUCCAAAUCCAAAUGGUGGAUUUCACGAACAGAAUACCCCAAUGAGGAAUAUCCUGUGUACGUCGCUGCUGGAAAUUUCUUCCUCUCCAUGCAAAUGGCUAGGGAGUUCCAUAUCGCCGCACGCUACACUCGUUACCUUCGAUUUGAUGAUGUGUUCUUGGGUAUUUUGUUAAGGAAGCUUCUCCGAGUCCCAAUACAUUUGUCUCAUAUCUACGCAUAUGUUCCAGUCAAUGUAUCUUCCAAGGUACAACUAAAAAACAUGUUAUCUAGUCACCAAUAUGCCAGACCGUCUGACGUGUUUGCGCAAUGGGAUCGGUUAAAAUGUGAUACGUUUUGCGUAUGA